CCAUAGCUGAACUCGAAACAUUUUGCAAAGCAAGAAGAAUUUGAUCGAGCACCAUCACCCAAAUGGCGACGCUGGACGCUCUUUUCGGAAACUGCUCAGAGAAGCUCGCUGCUUUAAUCCAGGAUGAGGUGGCGAUGAUUCUCGGAGUGAAGGAAGAGCUCCGGAAGCUGCAGAGGAGGAUGAAGCGGAUCGACGGCGCACUGAAGAAAGUAGAGCGGGAGAGGACCGAAGAUGCCGCUUGGUUGAAUGAGCUGCAAAGUAUCUUGCAUGAAGCGAACGAUGUCUUUGACGAACUCAGGUAUGAGCUGCCGUCCGCAUCUUCAUCAGUUCUGUCGAUUCUCUGCUGCCUUCCUAUAUUCUCUUUCUUCAACUCCAUUCGAGUUCGUCACAACUUAGCCGAGAGAAUUAGAGACCUCAACAAUAGAAUCGAUGCGGUUGCGAAGGACCAGUGGAUCUUUAAUCUUGAGUCGGUAAAUGCGACGGUGGGUCGAGUGGCGAGCAUGUCGUCCACGCGCGAGACUUGUGAGAUCAUGGAAGCCGACGUCGUUGGGAGAGAGAUCGAAGAUGCUACCGACGUAUUGGUCGAGAUGAUAGUCGCGAACAACCGACGGAAUUUUCAAGUGAUUGCUGUAGCAGGCAUGGGAGGGAUCGGCAAGACCACGCUAGCUCAGAAGGUGGACAACAAUCCUAGAAUCCGUGAGAACUUCCAGGUGAGAAUUUGGAUUUGCGUCUCCCAAAAAUAUUCAGCUGUUCAACUGCUACAGGAGAUCACUCGAAAAGCAGGAGGCAGCCACGGAAGUGCCGAACGGGUUUUGGAACUGCUCCCUAUUCUCAGCCGGACACUUGGAGGGAGGAGAAUCUUUCUUGUGCUGGACGACGUAUGGCGAUCGAACGUAUGGACCGAUUUACUCCGAAACCCGCUACAAAAUGGAGCAGCUAGAGGAUGUGUUCUGGUGACCACGAGAGACCAGAACGUUGCGAUGAGAAUGGGUGCGAAACACAUUCACCGGGUGGAGAAAAUGUCUGUUGCCUCAGGCUGGGAGUUGCUUUGCAAGAAAACCUAUCUAGAAGAAGAAGGAGAAGAUGCGCAAAGUUUGAGAAGUGUGGGGGUUCAAAUUGUUAACAAAUGCGGCGGUCUUCCCCUUGCUAUCAAAGUGAUUGCCGGUGUCUUAACCACCAAGGAGAAAAGCAGAAAAGAGUGGGAGAAAGUUCUCAAAAGCAAUGCUUGGUCUAUGAGUGAGCUUCCUAAGGAAUUCACAGGAUGUGGGUGGCAGAGGGGUUUGUCAAGCAAGAAGAAGGUUUAACAAUGGAAGAGUUGGCCGAGCAAUACUACUUCGAGC
Ananas comosus (pineapple) is the source of this 1340-nucleotide messenger RNA. RefSeq names its product putative disease resistance protein RGA3. The record is from RefSeq and is a predicted model, not a curated record. The transcript is spliced from 2 exons. Gene Ontology annotation, molecular function: ADP binding. Lineage: Eukaryota; Viridiplantae; Streptophyta; Magnoliopsida; Poales; Bromeliaceae. The coding region runs from base 63 to 1304 and encodes 413 amino acids. Gene Ontology annotation, biological process: defense response to other organism.